Messenger RNA from Symbiodinium pilosum, 308 nucleotides. NCBI's taxonomy places the organism in Eukaryota, Dinophyceae, Suessiales, Symbiodiniaceae. The record is from the annotation of a GenBank genome assembly.
GCUGUCGGGCACCUCCUUUCAGUCUGGACGCGCUGAAAUCUGGGAGCACAAAAACCUUUCCUACAUUUGCUCAGAGGCACCUGAGUGGAGCGGAAUCUGUGGUAUUGAUUCGGUGGUUGGCGACAGUCACCUCACGCGAGGCAUGGCGUACAGGUCAGCUCCAUGACCAGCUGCGGGCUGGACUUUUCGUUUCAAUGGACGAGAUGAGAAAAGUCUUUUCACGCGGGGGACGCUUCCUGAGCCUGGAUGAGCGCCAUAGAGCCGAGUACUUCAACAAAGCAUACCACGCCGCGCUGAACAGCUACUAG